AAAAUUUGACAGCUCAGAUUGGGAACUAAAUCAGAAAACUUUCCAAUGGAUCAAGGAAAUAUUUGGUGCUGCAUCAUAUCAAGAGUUGCAAUGCCGAAGCAACAAUAAUAGUCCUACAUUAGAUGUCAGUAGAAUGGUAGUUGCUGUUACUAGAUCUAAACUGAA
Messenger RNA from Racocetra fulgida, 165 nucleotides. NCBI's taxonomy places the organism in Eukaryota, Fungi, Glomeromycota, Glomeromycetes, Diversisporales, Gigasporaceae. The record is from the annotation of a GenBank genome assembly.